AUUACAGCGACACUGUGCGGUAUGCUUGUGCUGUUUACACCUCAGUGGUCUCAGACAGACAUCGAGACAUGUGGCCGAGACAUUCUCAAAUAUAUAACGACUUAGCAGUGCAAUCUAUUCGGCUACAUUCUGUUUUUGUUCGUGCUACUUGGAUUAACCAAUACACUGAAAUACGUGGGACAGCUGAAAAUAAACAACCACGCGAAUUUUCUAGGUAUUGAGUUAGCCUUCGGGCGUCACCUGGCCUUUAGGGACAAAUAGCACUGUCAACGAUGGCUGGUGGAUCAUUAAACGACGGGCAGACUCCAGAUGGCUGCACAGAGCUGGAGGAGGCGGAUCGAUGUCCUAUCUGUCUUGGUGCCCUGGGCCGCUGUGUUCUGGCAAUGCCUGAGAGCUGCUGCCAUGUCUUCUGCCUUAGCUGCCUCCUUAGAUGGGCAGAGUUGCAGGCAGUCCCCUCAUGCCCAGUGGACAGGCGGCCUUUCAGUGUCGUCUACAAACGUGAUGCCGUGUUGGGAUGUGUGACGGUUCCUGUGAAGACUAGAGUUGGCCCGUCAGAGUCUGAGAGGUGUGGCUGCACGGACGCGGGAGUCAGUGGCUGUUGGCUGAAAAGUAAACAAGGGGGACGAUUGAGGAGACCGAAAACCGAAAGGGCAUCAGAAGCCAAAGUCAAAGGCCUAAUUCGUAAAUGUAGCGAUGAUGACUCCUCUGUGUUGAGCAAGAAGGUGAGGGGACCUUUGUGCUCUUGGUCUCCGGCCCAGACUGGCACAGCAAUUGGAACUAUGAGACAGUGCAUUGCAGAACCACUUUGGGUGCCCGAGGAGGAGAUAUCUGAGGAUGACUGUAAGCAGUGCAGCCACAAAACACUUGGGCCUGUUGCUGUACCUAUUCCUGCCAGUGGCAACUCAAGGCAAUGCUUCCAACCAUCUAAAUGGAGCAGCAGCCCCUUUCCUUUGAGACCUCUCUCGCCUUUCUCUACUUCUGCUUCUCCUCUCGGCUCAGGGCAUUUUGUCUUUCAGGGGAGAGUUUGUGCAGUCACUUGCCCGAAAGGUGAGGAGAAGGGGACCCGUGGCUCUGGCUCCGGCUCCAAAGGCCCUUCCAAACCGGCAGAGGCCCUGGUUACUAGGCGAUCUGGCCGCCACAGUAGGACGGAGGAAGAAGCUCCUACCCAAGACCCUGCAUCUUCGCAGUCUCAAUCUUCUGAUUCCGACACAUUCACAAACCCACCUGCAAAGGCAGGAAAAAGCACCUCUGCCACAGCUAAGAGGAAGGGCAAACAAGCAGCUAAGCGAAAGCCUAGCGCCAAGAGGAAAGCCCCAGCCAGAAAAAAGGCCUCCAAAGUCGUCCUCAGUAGCCCUUCGGGAAGUGAGGAAGAAGAAGCCAAAGAGGAGGAGGAGGUGGAACAGCAGGAGGAAGGUGUAGAUGAAAUGGAGCUGCUCUUAGACCCUGCUGGGAGCCCAGAGGUGGUGCAGUGCCUCUCCAGUCCUGCUGAGGAGGAAGGCAGUCCCCAACGUUCUGUUGCUGAAGACAUGAAAGAGAUUGAGGAUCUGCAGAGCAAAGAGGAAGAUGAACAAAGGAAGACCGGAGAGGUGGAGGACCUGUCGCCACCAUUGGAUGUAGAGCUGAAUACCCCUGUGCUCUCUCCGGAGCGUGCUGCAGAGAAACGCCAGUACGACGCAGAAGACCUGGACAAAAGUAAAUCGCCUACCUCUUCUAAUUCACCCGAGAGGCCAUUGGAGAGCCCCCAGUCUGUGCAGUCGGGACAACUUGGGGAGGAAGAUGCUGACGUCAUGGAAGCCACUGCUGAUCUAACAGAAGUGAAAUCGGAUGGUGAUGUCGCAACGGAGAAAGCAGCGUCCUCUCCCUGCCCCACUGCAGAACCUGAAUCAUGGUCCAGCUCUACUCACUGUGACUCUCCGAAUGAGAGUGUAACCCAAAAAGUCCAAGGCACCUCUGAGGGGAAGGUUCUAGAGAAUGCAAUACCACAUGAUCCCAAGGGCUGCCCAAGUGAGAUAUCGGGAGCUGUCAGCAAAGAGGACCGUCUAUAUCAGGAUGACACCGACGCAAUACCCAUGGACUGUGAUUCACCAAGCAGUGAGCACAGCCCCAACCAGGCCCCUGACCCUCCCAAGGCUACUGAAAGUACAGCUCUGGAAUGCACAAGCCAGGCCCCUGAAGACGAACGGAAUGGUGGCAGGCAAGAGAACUCGGCCGGGGAGGACAAGGUGGAGGAAAGGAAGAAUAGCAGGCAGCACAAGUCACGCUUCCACUCUGCAGCCACCACUUGGUCUCCCAAGAGAGAGGCUAAGCGGGACUCGUCGAGGAGAUCCCGCUCCAGAUCUCGGGAGCGCAUCAGGGAGCGGCAGGCUUCUGGCAGCCCUUCCUCCAGCCGCAGCCGGGAACGGGAUGCUGAGCGGGAUGCCCCCAGGAAAGACCGCAGCCGGGACUGUGACCGCAGCCGGGACCGUGACCGCAGCCGGGACCGCAGCCGGGAGAAGAAGAGUAGGAAGCGCUCGAGAAGUCGUUCCAGAUCUCCUUCGCGUUCCCGGUCCUACCGAAGAGGGAUGUCCCCAGAGCGACCUGACUCGGCAGGGCAGUCACCACGGAGAAGGGAUCGCUGGUCUGGAGAUGGAUGGAGGGCUGGUCAGGGUAGCGACUCCUCGCGAAGGAAUUUCCAAGACAGGACGGCCAGAGACACAGGAGGCUCAGAAAAUGGUGGCUUUGCUGAGGUUUCCCCGAGCAGGGAAAAUCCUGACUGGGUUACAGAGAAGGCGCGCGCCGAUACAGAGUCCAGAGCGACAAGUGGACCUCGCUGGGAUGAUAAAGGCUGGAGCUCAGAUCGUGGACGAGGCACUGGACGAGGCCGAGGGGCCUACGGGACCUCCAACCAGCAGGGGGAGUCGACAGAUAACCGCUGGCAGCAGAGAAACACAUUCUCAGGGACCUCGAACAAUUCAGGGGGUGACUCGUACAGCCGAUUCAACGAGAACCGCGGUGGCCGCAGGAAGGAGCCUGAAAUGGGUGAAUCGAUGAUGGAUCGCUCCGGCUGGUCAUCGGCUUCCAGUUGGGCUGUGCGGAGGACCCUCCCGGCAGACGUGCAGAACUAUUACUCCAGGAGAGAUCGCGGGGGAGGGGCAGGCUCUGGCAUCUGGAGCAGGCAGGAGGAGCCGUCUACAGCAGAUCCACCUCAGAACGAGCCUAAUGCGCAGCCGAGUGCCCAAGGAGAAGCUCCACCCACCCAGAACGUCAUGCCCCCUCAGCUGAACGUUCUCCAUUACCCCAUGGGUCCACGAGGCCCGCCUGUCAGCUUGCAACCACCCCCCUUCGGGAUUCUUCCUCAGGUCCCUAUGCACCUCCACUCCUCAGUGCCUCUCUUGCAGGUCCCCGUAACGGCUGCCCAGGGUCUACCGCCCCCUCCUCCACCCCCGCCUCCCAUGCAGCAGGGCAGCAUGAUGGCCAUACAGGCAGAUAGCCGGGCAACACAGAUGAUGAGCAGCUUGGCAGGCCAUGGCAAAGCCCCUCUCAUGCCCACCAUGACCAAAGUAGGUGGUGCCACCACAACUCAUUCACACAGCGUAGCUAUGCCAUCCUCCACCACCCAACACAGCAGGGCCCCCCAGCCAGACAGUUCCAAGAAAGAAAAGAAACAACAGAUCCAGGAGAGAGCCGUUAAUGAAGUCAAAGCAGCCAUCAAACCCUACUACCAAAAGAAGGACAUCACCAAGGACGAGUACAAAGAAAUUGUUCGCAAAGCAGUUGAGAAGGUCUGCCAUAGCAAAAGUGGGGAAGUGAACUCUGGAAAAGUGGCUAACUUGGUGAAGGCCUAUGUCGACAAAUACAAACACGCUCGCAAGAAAUGAACCCUGACACCUGCUGAGGGGAACAGUCUCAGCCGAUCUGCUUAAGUGCAAUUUCUACCAGCUGUAACACAGCCUCUCCACUGACAGGCUGGGGUUUUGAUAUCUCUUACCUUGAAUUACGAUUUUUCUAUAGAUUUCUUAUUUUGUUUAGAAAUAAUCCAAUUGGUUACCGAGUGUGAGAAGUCCUUCGUUUCUAGUAGAUUUUGUGGCUUGGAAACUACUAUGAGAUUUCCAGAAUAGCUGGAGCGGUUAGGUUAGCAACACCUGUUCUCAGGUGAGAUGGACAUGGAGCUAUUGGUAGUACUGAGGACAUCGCCCUCUCAUGGAGCCAGCUAGUACUAUGAAUUUCUCCCACUCUUCACCGGGGACCUUCAAAUUACUUUUUAGUUGAAAAAAAAUUGUGUAAUUGUUUCAUUUGUUUUGUUUUUUUUAAUAAAUAUUAUAUUAUGAUUCUGGUGAACUAGGUAAACGUGCAUUGCCUUUAUGACUGUUGCCACAUCUCAAACCUUGUGGAUUGGGUAUGUUUAUUUGAGUGUGAUUGUAUCAGGGAUCUGAUUGGUUGAGUUAGAGAUCAGUCAGCCAAUCGGCAGUGAAUGUUUAAUGUAAAGAAUGGGUCGGGGCAGAUCAGGUGAAAAACGUCCAAGGCCCUUGUGUAAAAUUUGCUGUGUGAAUAUUGUGCGAAAUUCCCAGAGCAAUGAAAUAAAUGAGCUACUUCCUGUAUUUGUCUAUGUAUAUAUGUCUUUGGACUUGUAGAGAAGUUGGUGACCCAUUAAUUAAUUUCCAAUUCAGAAUUGUUAUUUAAAUACUUUAAAGACCUGCAUUACUGAGUUUAUGUAAACUCCUAGGAAAGAUGUGACAAAAUCAAAGCCAUACUCUGUAAUAUAAGAUAUGCAUACCUAAGAUUUUUUUCCCAAAAUGCAUCUGUAAAUUAGACAUUUCUAUUUUUGAACUGUUUGAGGGAUAAUAGUGCAAAUUGAAUGAACAACCAGAGCUGACAUGGUUAGGCUUCACUAUAGUUGUUGGGGACUAUAUCCUUGUGAUAGGCUGAAUAGUUUGAAUACAUUAAUCAAACUUAACUUCCUUUAAUGAAAAUGAAAUUUCCAUAUAAUGCUGUAGAAAAGCAAUGAUGCACUCUAGGUUGUUCAAUUUUGUACGGUGUUACAAGGUUGUUCUUUUAGCAUUGCUAUGCUAUUCUACAGUAUUUUAAAGCACAGUUGGGCUAUGAAAGUUGUUUACCUUGCCUGUCGUGCAGUUGAUUCCAAAUAACUGCUGCUGAAACUUUUUUUCUUUUCCUCUUGAAGGUAUAUUCUUUUCUACAUCAAUGAUAAGUCAUUAACUAUUGAGAAAUGGGUACUUUGUUUAAAUUAGGAGAGUUAAAUAAUCUCAUUAAGAUGCUUUAAAUAGAUGGGAUAUGUUGAGUUGAUUGUACUGAAAAUAUUAUGGACUAGGUUUAUAAAGUUGUCUUAAUUUAUCAAGGUUUUUUUGUUUUAGUUUGAGACCGCAUUAUUUUUAUACAGUAUUUUAGAAAAGCAGUUGCAUGCACUGCUUGUAAACCUGAAUGUGCAUUACUAAAUUCACCAGCAGGGCGAGCUCUUGUCAAGGUCAUUGUCUGUUAUUUAAAUCAACCCACCAUUUCAAAAAACAUAUUUGAUCAGAUCCAGUUCAUCAAUUGGAAAGUUGUUUUUACGGUUGUAGGCAUCAAAAAUAAAUGCAUCGUAUCACAUGCCUGUAUGGUA
Esox lucius (northern pike) is the source of this 5593-nucleotide messenger RNA. It is a transcript of the gene scaf11, whose product is annotated as SR-related CTD-associated factor 11. The record is from RefSeq and is a predicted model, not a curated record. Gene Ontology annotation, molecular function: RNA binding. The coding region runs from base 273 to 3857 and encodes 1194 amino acids. Lineage: Eukaryota; Metazoa; Chordata; Actinopteri; Esociformes; Esocidae. Gene Ontology annotation, biological process: spliceosomal complex assembly. The transcript has 15 exons.